Molecule: messenger RNA, 2931 nt
Organism: Branchiostoma floridae (Florida lancelet)
Lineage: Eukaryota; Metazoa; Chordata; Leptocardii; Amphioxiformes; Branchiostomatidae
Product: galactose-3-O-sulfotransferase 3-like
Exons: 8
Coding region: 809-2356 (515 amino acids)
Biological process (GO): glycolipid biosynthetic process
Cellular component (GO): membrane
Molecular function (GO): galactosylceramide sulfotransferase activity
Source: RefSeq, a predicted model, not a curated record
UUCCUAGCAUGCCUUAUUGUUGUAACCUUGUAGGCUCAUCGGGUGAAAAGAAGUAGUUACAGCUGGUGACGUCAUUGGGCAGAACGUUAAAAAGUGACCCAUUAUUUAAGAAAAGCCACACCAUGAUGACGUUAAAGAAGCAUAGCGCAAGCACCGUACUUAUUCAAAUGAGUAGGGAUUAUUUACGAUAUAAGCGGGUUUAAACCAUUAAUGUUCAAUGGCUGCACCCGGGGCAAAUUAUCACAUGGUGUCAUACGACAAUUUGCCCCAGGUGCGAUACCUUGUUACCUUGAUAAACGAAAUGUACCAGUUUUUUGUAUAUUACACUACACAAGCUUUAAAACAGUGUGAUUUAGUCGCACCAAGGACGCUUUUAACGGGCGCAGUUCAAAAAAUGAUCGUAAAGUGCUGGUUGUGAAGAGUCUUAUGUUGGAAAGCAGCCAGACUAGUAGAUAAACAAAGCCACCUACUCAUAUUUCGUCCAAAAUAUCUUUAAAUUAAUAAAAUAACCAUUUUCAUUCAUAGAAAAAGGCAAAACGAGUAUAGUUAAUAACAUAACAUAACAUCAAAUGCAUGUAUUACUCUUGCUGACGUCACGAUAUUUAUCUUAACGGUUUUUGACGUCAUGACUAUUAAAUGUCCUUGACGUCACAAAGGUCAUGAAACUUAAACACAAGGACACCAGACAAAUGUCACUUCCUGUAAGAUAAGCUUAACAAUUGUUUGUGAGGUUAUUUUGUAAGAGGAUAUAUUUUUCAAACUGGCUUCAACUACCGAAUCACAAUCAGUUCAGUUCUAAAACUUCAGUAUGCAGCCAACCAAAUCAAUUGCCGUCAUGUGUCUCGUCUAUUUGUCAGUGUCAGCAUUGUACCAAUUCUAUCUCAAGGACAACGAUUGGGUCACUUCGAGACCACGCCCUAAGCCUGCUGUGUUCCAAAGGACCAUGACGAUCACACAGAAUGUAAAUGUAAAGAAUAGCAAACAGCACAUGGAUUUGGUCAUUUCAAGGCCACGACCUAAGCCUGGGGUAUUCCAAAAAACCAUGACGAUUACCAAGAAUUCUACCUUUAAAAUCAAUGUAAAGAAUGUGUCGAAUUCAUUGGUUGUCGGGAAGCCUUCUUUAAAAAGUACUGAUCAACGUGUUGGAUCCUGCACCAACGUGUCUGAAUCUAACAACAGGAACAAGUUAUCAAGCAAAGAAAUCUGUGAUCAGCCUCACACUAAUGUAGCCUUCCUGAAGGUUCACAAAUGCGGCUCUACUACAGUAGCGAACCUGAUGUUUCGGUUUGGUGACAAACACAACUUGAUUGUUGCUCUGCCGCCGAAGAGGGACCGCCCCACCAUAGGCAGGUUGGGAACAAUAAAAGACAGUGACUAUAAGCAUCCACCUGGCGGAAAGCGGUGGAACAUCUUCGCCCACCACGCUAUGUACGAUAGGACACGCUUUCACCAACUCAUGGCUCCUGAUACACGGUAUGUCACCAUUCUACGAGAACCCUUAGGACGGCUCCAGUCUGCCUUCAAGUACUUUCAUCUGCAACGGUAUUUUCCAGGACUUGAAAAAGAAACUCGGCGUGGAAUGCCUCCUGUUGUAACGUACCUUACCAGACCAGAGUACUGGGAUCCACGAUACCGGCCACCCAGAAGGUCAGAAAACAAGGAACAUUUCUGCUUCAGAAACUGCAUGGCUCGAGAUUUGGGUCUCAAAGAGAAAGAUUAUGACAACAAGAUUGCUGUACAAAAGUUCGUAAAAGACAUAGAAAACGAUUUCUCAACGGUGCUGAUCUUACAACAUCUGGAAGAGUCUUUAGUUUUACUCAAACGACGGAUGUGUUGGACGUUUCACGACAUUCUCUACACGUAUGGACGAUCUUCGAGAAAGCAACGCUACAAUCGGAAGGUGCCCAUCACAGCGGCUAUGACUGACAGGUUUUACAAGCACAACAACGCCGAUGUCAUGUUGUACACUCGUUUUAACGACUUGCUCCAACAAGAUAUCAAGAGAGAAGGUGACGAUUUUCUACGAGAGGUGAAAUACUUCAAGCGCGUUAACAACGAUGUGAAGCGCUAUUGCCGUUCUAAGAAAAGGAAAGGGCAAGGGAAAAUGGUCAUUACUAGAAGCAGAUGGAAUGACGCUUUCUCUGUUGACAGCACAUUUUGUGGACGUUAUGGAAAGGGUCGAAAAUAUUGGCAUCCAAGACUACAAUCAGCGUAUCAUUCGAAAUCAGCAAAUGAAAUUAAUAUACAUUAUAUACAUGAUCAAGGAGUGUGGAUUAUGUGGUGGGAAAAGAUAAGCAAUGAAUUGAGCCUCCACCAGGUCUACGUAGGUAUGAAUCAUAGAGUGGUGAGAAGGUGAAUUUUCGGAUAGAGUCAGACUUAUAGCUUACAACUGACCGGUCAAAGCCUACUGUGGCGCACUCCCUUGAGACACUAUCCUUCAUAAAGUAAGGGUCAGGUAGGCAAAGGAGUGGAUGAAAAGGCAAUACCAGAGAAUGGACAGGCAUAGCAGUCACUGCAAAACCAAGAAAACAGAAUGCCAAGACGAUAUUCUAUUGUGCUCUAAUUUUUAAAUACUAAGGAUUAGAUGAUAUGAGAUGAGAUAGCCAGCGCUGUUCGUCUAAUAAAGAGAGAGCAAUGUAUUAUUUAAGCUUUCCCGAGCAAAAUAUGCCUAGCGUAUACAACGAUAAAUUACUUUCACAUAUACACAUAGGCAUCUCUAUACAACAAUAAAUGGAACAUUUAUAGCUAAAUGAUACUGGAUAUAAGGUUAUAGCCCUAUAGUGUUCUGCCUAAGUCUUGUAAAAGUAAAACAACGUCUACACUGAUAGUGAAUAGAGUUAUUUAGACCAAGUAGUUGAAUUCUUAGUUCCUUAGUGUACUACUUUAAUCGAUCAACUUUAUCCAAUGAUAAAGAAAUGGUUUGAAUAGCAA